Sorex araneus (European shrew) is the source of this 3204-nucleotide messenger RNA. It is a transcript of the gene SLC19A2, whose product is annotated as solute carrier family 19 member 2. Gene Ontology annotation, molecular function: vitamin transmembrane transporter activity. The record is from RefSeq and is a predicted model, not a curated record. Lineage: Eukaryota; Metazoa; Chordata; Mammalia; Eulipotyphla; Soricidae. Gene Ontology annotation, cellular component: plasma membrane. The transcript has 6 exons. Bases 26 to 1510 code for a protein of 494 amino acids. Gene Ontology annotation, biological process: vitamin transport; transmembrane transport.
GCCGGGUCCCCGCCCUGCGCCCCGGAUGGAGGUGCCUGGCCCGGGGUCCCGGCGCGCGGCGGCCAGCAUGCUCCUGCGCUCGGCGCGGGUGCCCCGCGAGUGCUGGGCGCUGCCCACGGCGCUGCUGUGCGCCUACGGCUUCUGCGCCAGCCUGCGGCCGUCCGAGCCCUUCCUCACGCCCUACCUGCUGGGCCCCGACAAGAACCUCACGGAGCGCGAGGUGUUCAACGAGAUCUACCCGGUGUGGACGUACUCGUACCUGGUGCUGCUCUUCCCGGUGUUCCUGGCCACCGACUACCUGCGCUACAAGCCCGUGGUGCUGCUGCAGGGCCUGAGCCUCAUCGUCACCUGGUUCCUGCUGCUGUACGCGCAGGGGCUGCUGGCCGUGCAGUUCCUGGAGUUCUCCUACGGCAUGGCCACGGCCGCGGAGGUGGCCUACUACUCCUACAUCUACAGCGUGGUCGACCCGCGCGUGUACCAGCGCGUCACCAGCUACUGCCGCAGCGCCACGCUGGUGGGCUUCACCGUGGGCUCCGUGCUCGGGCAGGUCCUGGUCUCCGUGGCCGGCUGGUCCCUGUUCAGCCUGCACGUCAUCUCCCUCACCUGCGUCUCCGUGGCCUUCGCCGUGGCCUGGUUCCUGCCCAUGCCGCAGAAGAGCCUCUUCUUCCACCACGGCCCCGCCCCCGGCCAGGGCCCGCACGGCAUCAAGGUCCAGAACGGGGGCCUCGUCCCGGACCCGGCCACCGGACACCACCUGCCCGGCUGGGAGGACAUCGAGUCCAAGAUCCCGCUGAACCUCGAAGAGGCCCCGCUGCGAGAGCCGGAGGCUGGCCCCGCGCGGCUGCGGGCGCUGAAGGUGCUGUGGGACGACUUCCUCGUCUGCUACUCCUCGCGCCCGCUGCUCUGCUGGUCCGUGUGGUGGGCGCUGUCCACCUGCGGCUACUUCCAGGUGGUCAACUACACACAGGGCCUGUGGGAGCAGGUGGUGCCGUCCCGCCACGCGGCCAUCUACAACGGCGGGGUGGAGGCCGUGUCCACGCUGCUGGGGGCCGUCGCCGUGUUUGCCGUGGGCUACAUCAAGAUCUCCUGGUCCACCUGGGGGGAGGUGGCGCUGUCCCUGUUCUCGCUGCUGAUCGCCGCCGCCGUGUACGUCAUGGACACGGCCAACAACAUCUGGGUGUGCUACACGUCCUACGUGGUCUUCCGCAUCAUCUACAUGCUGCUCAUCACCAUAGCAACGUUUCAGAUCGCGGCCAACCUGAGCAUGGAGCGCUACGCCCUGGUGUUUGGCGUCAACACCUUCAUCGCGCUGGCGCUGCAGACGCUGCUGACGGUCAUCGUGGUGGACGCCAGCGGCCUGGGCUUGGACAUCUCCACGCAGUUCCUGAUCUACGCGGGGUAUUUCGCCCUCAUCGCCGUGGUCUUCCUGGCCAGCGGUGCCAUCAGCAUUAUGAAGAAGUACCGGCAGCGGGAGGGGCCCGAGCCAAGUUCCCCAGUGGCGCCCCCCUAAGGGACGGUGAGGGAUCUCCCGCCAGCAGCCUCGGCUCCGCACUGCUGCUGUUGCUCCGUUUGCGGAAGGUGUCGAUGGACACGUUGACGGACACGUUCCGUGGCUUCCCGGCCGCGUGACUUCCAAGUCACCUCUCAGUUCCUGGGCUUCGUGCUCCUCGGAGGAUCCUGCCACGCUGAUCUCCUGGACUCCCUUUGCAGUGCUCACCGAAGGAUGACGUUCCACCCCGUCCCCCCUGGUGAUUUCAAAAGUCAACCUAAGUUUCCAAACUGGGUCACCAGGAGUCGGCCCAGCUGUGGAGCCGGGGGUCUUGGCCGGACCCUGGGCGGGUCUGCGGGCAGAGGGGCCGCACAGCGCUGGGGGUCUGGCCAGGAGUGGGUCCCCAGCUCUUCCCUUCCCUUUUGCUCUUCUUCCCCAGUGCUCUCCUGGGUCCAUGGGGCCAGGCACUGUGUGCCCCGGCUGUCUUUGUUCUGAUUUGUCGUCCCGACCUCAGAGCAGAGAGUGUGUGUGUGUGUGUGUGUGUGUGUGUGUGUGUGUGUGUCUCAUCUUAAGUUAUUAUUAUUUUUUUAAUCGUUGUAUAUAUGGUCUCAUUCCUACGAGGCAGCACUGUCACUUUUCUUUAGGACAUGUUUGCAUUUUGCUUCCCAGAGAAGCCCAUUCACUUCGAAAAUCAGGCCAGUUUUGAAGCCUGCCGGUAAUCCAAGUAAAGUGACCGCACCAAAACACUUGAAGUCGGUUGUUUUUUCGUUUUUUGUUUUUCGUUUUUUUUGUGGUUUUUUUUUUUUUUGGUCUAUUCGGGUCAUACUCGGCCAUGCUCAGGGCUGACUCCUGGCUCUGCACUCAGGGAUCACUCCUGGUGGUGCUCUGGGGACCCUAUGGGAUGCCGGGGAUCGAGCCCGGGUUUAGCCACAUGUAGGGCAAACACCCUCCCAGCCCUGGCCCCAAGGUCAGUUUGUCUUUUAUUCUUCAUUACCAAGGACUAGUUAAUGCCACGUGGUGAACAGUGAGCCCCUUUUCCCACACGAAAUGGGGAAGAUUUUUUUGUUUGUUUGUUUUUUCUUCAAACACAUUCAUCCCCAUGGGGAACUUUGCUAUUCUUUGACCUUGGACGCCAACAGUAUCACCAGGAAUUGGACUGCUCCCAGGUGUCAUAAAACUGAGCCUCUUUUGAAUGAUUUCAAUGGGACGGGGGCUAGGGUAGAUUCGAUUCCUGCCUUUUGUAACAGGAAAUCCACCUUUGUUUCGAAAGGUGGGUCCUCUUGAAUAUUCCCUUAAAAUAAGAAUUGCUCAUGAUUCCAUUUCUAAGUUACUUGGGGGGAUGGAAUAUUCCUUUAUAUACAUUUAAUUCUAAAUGUAGUCUACCCAGUGGCUGCUGAUAUGCGUGAGGUGUGAAAAGCAUUUUUUUAAAUUUUUAUUUUAUUGAAUCACCGUGAAAAAAGUUACAAAGCUUUCAGGUUUAAGUCUCAGUCAUAUAAUGAUGAUCAAACCCCCAUCCGUGAAGAGCAUUUUAUUUUGUUUUGGUUUUUUUUUGCUUUUUGGGUCACACCCAGCGAUGCACAGGGGUUCCUCCUGGCUCUGCACUCAGGAAUUACCCCUGGCGGUGCUCAGGGGACCCUAUGGGAUGCUGGGAAUUGAACCCGGGUCGGCCGCGUGCAAGGCAAACGCCCUCCCCGCUGUGCUAUCGCUCCAGCCCC